Molecule: messenger RNA, 6244 nt
Organism: Myotis myotis
Lineage: Eukaryota; Metazoa; Chordata; Mammalia; Chiroptera; Vespertilionidae
Gene: OTULIN
Product: OTU deubiquitinase with linear linkage specificity
Exons: 8
Coding region: 152-1423 (423 amino acids)
Biological process (GO): protein linear deubiquitination
Molecular function (GO): cysteine-type deubiquitinase activity
Source: RefSeq, a predicted model, not a curated record
UGACGCGCGCGGAAGCGCCGGGGGCAGCCACGGAAGCCGGCGGGCAGCAGAGCGGCGGCGGCGGCCACGGCCGGGCGCCCCGACGGGAGGGGCCCUGGAUCGCUCGGAGGCGCUGACCCCCUGCGGCCCCGCCGCCGUCCUCGGCGGCCCCAUGAGUCGGGGGACCAUGCCCCAGCCGGGAGCCUGGUUGGGCGCGAGCUGCGCCGAGAAGCUGGCGCGGGAGGCGGGGGCCGUGUCUCCGGGCCCCGGCAGAGCCGCCGCGCUGGAGAGCGGGAAGGCGGCGGCCGGCGGGCAGCCGCGGGCCGCGGUGCGGUGCCCGGCCGAGCACUCUCGGCACAUAGAAAUACCUUUGAAUUCCCAAAUUGAGGAAAGCAUUCAGAUAACCGGUUUGACAGAUAACUCCAUUGGCAGGCAAGCUGAAUUUGGAAGCGAGGAGGACAUGUAUCGUGCUGCGGAUGAAAUAGAAAAGGAGAAAGAGUUACUUAUACAUGAAAGAGGGUUAUCAGAACCUAAAUUAAGUGUAGCUCCUGAAAUGGAUAUCAUGGACUACUGCAAAAAGGAAUGGAGAGGAAAUACGCAAAAAGCUACAUGCAUGAAAAAGUCUUUCAGGGGCACAUUUUUCCAUAGGAAUAAAACUCUCCCUGAAGUUAGUAACAACCAUUUUGAGUUCUUUGAUGCUUUCACCCAGGGCUACGAAGAGGUAUCUCAGAAAUUCACCUCCAUAAGGCGAGUCCGCGGAGAUAACUACUGUGCGCUGAGGGCCACACUGUUCCAGGCCAUGAGCCAGCCAGCGGGGCUGCCCUCCUGGCUGCAGGACCCGGAGCUCACGCUGUUACCAGAAAAACUCAUAAGCAAAUACAGCUGGAUCAAGCAGUGGAAACUUGGAUUGAAAUUUGAGGGGAAGAGCGAGGACCUGGUUGAUAAAAUUAAGGAGUCCCUCACUUUACUAAGAAAGAAGUGGGCAGGCUUGGCUGAACUGAGAACUGCUGAAGCAAGGCAGAAAGCUUGUGAUGAACUGUUCACAAAUGAAGAGGAAGAAUAUAGCCUUUAUGAAGCUGUAAAAUUUUUAAUGUUACACAGAGCCAUUGAACUAUAUGAUGAUAAAGAGAAGGGAGAGGAUGUACCAUUUUUCUCUGUGCUUCUGUUUGCUCGGGACACAUCCAGUGACCCUGGACAGCUACUGAGGAACCAUCUAAAUCAGGUGGGACACACUGGUGGCCUCGAACAGAUUGAAAUGUUCCUUCUGGCCUAUGCUGUGCGCCACACCAUCCAGGUGUACCGGCUCUCCAAGUACAGCACUGAGGAGUUCAUCACGGUGUACCCCACAGACCCACCCAGGGACUGGCCGGUGGUGACCCUGAUUGCCGAGGACGAUCGGCAUUACAACAUCCCCGUCAGAGUGUGUGAGGAGACGAGUUUGUGAGAGACGUACACCCGGCAGCCUGGCAGCAGGGCCAAGGCGUGCGGGCCACUCCUCAGCCCGGGCCCCGGCUUGCUGGUCUCUUAGAAUGAAUUACGUGGACUCUUGGACCCUGUGAGCCAAGCUGGCCUGGGAUGUUCUGAAGACUAGCUUCUGAUAAUGAGUUAACCAAGUUUUCUUCUCAUUUAUGAUGCAAUAUGUUUUAGUGGGGCCUUCCAACACAUCUGUUGGAAGCUGCACACUCCAUCUUUGUUAUAAAACAAAUACUUUAGUGUCAGAAGAAUGCUCUUUAUAUCUCAAACCAAACUUUCUCUAUUAGUAAACUGGCUUUCAAAUUUUUUUUUUAAUAGUAAUUUUUUUGUUUUUGUGGUAAUGGGUCUCUGUGGUGCCCUUCCUAUGCAGUCUGCUUACGUGGUAUAAUUCUGGGAUGGAGUCUGCUAAUGGCAGUGUCGACAUCCUCUGAUAGUCUUGGCAAGCAGGGGUUUGGAUUUAUAUACUAAUUAAAGCUACCUUAAACAGAUUAUUUAAUAGAUGAUUGAGAAUUGGUUUUUUAAAGGCUGGAGAAGGAGCAGGAGGGAGAUGAUGGCACCUGUAAAUCCUUGCUCUUCGACGACAUGACCAGUGUUGAGGCCGCAGCCACACCAGGUCUGGUGCUGGGUGCAAGUGGUGUGCUCUAGUGUCGGGCUGUUUAUUACUCUGUGGCCCAUAGGUUCACUAUUAUAGUCAGAACAGAGUUCAGAUCUAUCUGCGUUUUUAGAGGAGGAAACCAAGGCCAAAUGACCACAGGCCCUCAGAUAUCUGAGUUUAGGGGUGGGAUAAGCUGGAUCCAGGUCUUCCUGUGCCCUUUUCCUACUAUUUUUUAGGAUGUUUCUAUUGCCAAAUUCAUCUGCUGGCAGGGGAUGAGUAACAGCAGAGUAGCUAAGGUUUUUCAUGAGUUAGUUUAAGCAGAAGUGCAUACUAAAACAGUGCAGAAGUAUGGCUAUGCUGCAUUGUCCCUGAUUUGGUUUGGAAAGCCUGAGGGAGGCAGGGUUCUGGGCCCUGAGCAAUUGCCUGCAUGGUGACUGGGUGGUGGUUAUGGGGCAGCCUAGCUGCCUGUGGCCUGCAUUAGGACCUGAAUUGUCCACGUGAGGUGUGGACAGUGCUCACAGUUACCAGACACGUCACUCUUUAGGGUUGUACCAGCAGCACCUGAAUUGGCUCAGCAUUAGUAGAGGUGGUGUUUCCCUGAAGCACUGAGCUUUAUUUUAGAAUAACUUAAAUUUUUAUUUGGUGCAGUUUAAUAGUUUAUAAGCUCUCUAAUCUGUUUUUUCAGAGGGGCGAACCUUUUUUGAAAAUCUAAGUUUUGCUUUCACUUCAAAUUCUUAGUUGAGAAAACUCAGAGGCCACACAAAACUAUUCAGACUGUUACGUUAGUAUUUUCCCCAUGACCUCAUCAGUAAUGGUCACCACAUUUUGGUAGAUGCUAAUUCUCUGAAUCAAAUUCUGCUCUAAAUGUGUGUGGAUUGGGGAGGCUUGUGUUUUUCACUGUGAAAUGCAAUGGUGCCUGGAUAGGAGGUGCCUAGAAGCCAAGUUCAAGUAAUAAUAAUGACUUCUUGUUGGCUUUGAUGCUUCAUUUUAGUAUUUGUAACAUAACAGGAAACACAUUACAUUUCAUUCUUUAAUAUUUUUAAAAGCAUAACUUCAAAUGUGUAGGCUGAACAAGGCAGCAGGGGUCUGUGUUCCUCUGACCAUUUGUUCAUACCCACCAUUGAAUUUAAUGAUACUCAUGAUCAUCUGUCUUUGAAUUUUGAAAAUAAUCUAAUCUCAGUAAACUUGAACUGAACUUCUGGGCAACUUAAUUGUUUACAUUUUAUACUUUUUUCUUGUUUCUAUGUAUGAUAUUGUUAAAAUUGUGGUCUUUACUCCUACACUGAUAAAAAUUCAAAAAGGUAAGUUUAACUGGUUUUCUGUCCUAAGGCCUUAUUGGAUGGACUCUGCUCUCAGACAUUGUCCAGGCUUAACGGGAUCACAGCAUAAGAGGAGCAAAGCUGUCCAUGAAACAGUGCUUCAGGAAAUAUAGAUGAUUGGCCAACUUUAAAAAGAACAUUUGUUUGUUGCAACAUGCAACUUCAGUUAUUCAGAGUCCUAAUUCAAUUUCUCAUUCCUGGUCUUGGGCUGGUCAGUGACAUGAGCAGAAUAGAAAUUAAAUUGAGACCAAAAUGGAUUCAAGAGGACAAUUAUUUAGAAGGACCUCUAAAAUGAUAAAGUAUCUAGAAGGAAAGUUAGUGGGAACUGCUCUGUGCUUACUUUUAAUCCCAGAGUUUAUUGCGAGAGUUCAGAGAUUCUGGACCCUAUGAUUUUGGCAGAAAGAUAAUCUCCACCUUAAGCAGGCAUGACUUACACCUUUGAGCUCCUUUAAGGUACAUUUAAAUAAAAAAGAAUUUCUGUGUAGCAAGUUCCAUGGCAUUAGCUUUGCUCCUUCAGAAUUUUUUCUGGCUCCCCUCCUCACCUGCAUAUACAGCUGUUCAUCUCACCCAUACACGUGGAACGGUGAUGUCGGCAAUGGAGAACAUGAGGCCAGUGUGUGGUUUUUCACUUGUGAUCUAGACGUAGGUGGAAUUUGAUCUGAAAUGCUUGCAGUUCCUCUUCCUUCAAAUAUGGCAUAUCUGAAAAUGUUUUAAAUGCACAGAACAAGACUGACCCUGUUUUCUUUAUAUAGCAAUUUCCACUUUUAUCAUACUAUUAUAUAUUCAGUUAAUGCCUGAUGAAAUUUUUCUUUAAGAAUAACAGACAUUGCCUUUGUGUUCUUUCAUUAGUCUUACCAGGUAAAAUCUCAGGCCAUGUGCACUCACACCUCUGAUGGGAGAAACGGCCUUUGCGGGUUAUGUGCUUGUUUUCUUUUUAGUAUUUUUGUUUUAAGAGGCUGUGCUAGUCCUGCUCUCACCCUCACCCCCACAUGCCGUUUUCCUCGUAGUUUUGUUUUUGCAGAUCUUCCUUGACUGAAGUGCUUAUGAAAAUGACAUCAUUGCAUUUAAUGAUGUAGCGCCUUUACCAUCGGCAUAGAUGAAGGACUCCAGUAGUCUUCCUGGCUGUUCUCCUUUCUGAUGUUAAAAUAAAGUUAGAUUACCUUCUUUUCUCCCUUUCUUAAGCAACACUUUGCAGGCACUCCCCCUUGAAAGCCAGAAAGUUAUUUUCAAAAGUGCUAGUACAUACCUCCAGGGCUUCUCACUUGUAGGCAUACAUAAAUAAAUGCCUUUUUAAAGAUAUGUGACUGCUGUGAAGUGAACCUAAAAUGUGUGUGAAAGGCCUGGAGUGUCCCCAAAUAGCUCAGCAGAAGCAGAGUCCAAUGUCAAGUCAUUUAAAAAUGGCCCAAGUAAUUGUACAAAGUGAACCAAAGGAGGACUGAUUUUAGAUGAGAAAUGCCACGUAGAAACGAAAACAACAGAUGCCUGGCACACCUCCUGGGCUUAAGUUAUAAAAGAAUACAAAUCUGAAAGAGGGGAAGGAUUUAUUUGGGUGGAUUCUGCAAAUUCCUUUUUCUAAAGUUUAUUAAGUCCCCACAUAACAGAAGAGUGACAUUUAAUGCCUUUGGGCAACCUCAUUGGUGAUCUCUUCUGAGGGGUGAAGAGACCAGGGCGCCAGUGCUGAGUUGUACAGAGAAUAAAGAUGGGCACCUCUUUUUAACAUUUGUGUAAUUCUAUCUAUAACCUGGAACCAUGGAAAGCACAAAACUAAACUAAUUUGACUGCCUGCCCAGCACCCUAGUGGCAGUAGCAUUGGGAGCAAGGUGGGCUCGCCAUGCCCAGGAGGGUGUGUGUGUUGUACGUGUAUGCAAGCACGUACAUGUAUGUAAAUGUAUGUGUGCUGAAGUCCCAUAGUGACUGUCUUAUGUCCGGAGGCCUACAGGAGGGGCCCCAGCAGAAGUGGGUAGGGUGGAGGGGAGCUGUCCCAUUUAUAUAUUUUUUUCAUGGUAAAUUGAAAUUUAUGACUGGGAAUGGUGGAAUGGGUUAAUGUGUAUAAUUAAACUAUACAGAGUGGCCAUUGAAUCUGAAAAUACAUUAAUUGUAUUGGAAUGUUAUAUCAACAAACUAUUUAUUGUAUAUGUCUCUGUUCCCAGGCCUUAUGGCCACCUGUAUAUUUAAAUAUUUCAAAUGCUUAUUAAUAGCCAGAGCUAUUAAUGGAGAACACUGACUGGAGUUUUAUCUCAGUCUUGUUGAUUUCUUGGGUCAGCAAUGAAAUUCCCAAAACAUGGGUAACAGCAAGGAACCGGUCAGGUCUGGAUUUGAAAUAUCAAGUCAGCAGUCGUUUCCCUGUGCUUGAACUUAAUAAAGUAAUUUUGUAUUUAAUUUUAACAGUUGUAUUAUAUUGAAAAAUGCCUUCGCAUAAAUGGUGCUAGAGUAUGGUACCCCUCUCUUUCAGGUUCACUCUAAUUACUUCUGAGUAUUUAGAUAUUGGAACAAAGAGCCAAAAUGAAUGUAUUUAAUGAGUUAUCUGCUCUUUUCCAUUGCUUUUAUAGAAAUGUCUUGGUAUUGUCACCUGCCCUGGUAUUUCUCCUGCUGCAGGCGGGGCUGGGAAGGGAGAGAGAGCAGCAGGAACACGAGGUGUGAACCUGGCCCUGCUCAUCUUGGCUUGUUUAGCCAAGUCUCUGUUUACACUGUAAAAUGUCAACAUGUGUCAAAAAAUUCUCCUGCUCUGAAAAACAUGCCGCAGGCUCUGGUCAGGUUGGGGCCUCGCCUCCCACCUGCCUCUGCAGCGGGACACCUGGCUCAGGGCAUAGGAGUUUCCUUUGUGACUUGUUGAGUCUCAUCUUCACAAUCAAAAAAUAAACAGAAAAUAAAAAACUCA